This is a messenger RNA of Gloeophyllum trabeum ATCC 11539, 1641 nucleotides long. Its product is annotated as cytochrome P450. The transcript has 15 exons. Gene Ontology annotation, molecular function: iron ion binding; heme binding; oxidoreductase activity, acting on paired donors, with incorporation or reduction of molecular oxygen. The record is from RefSeq and is a predicted model, not a curated record. Bases 1 to 1641 code for a protein of 546 amino acids. NCBI's taxonomy places the organism in Eukaryota, Fungi, Basidiomycota, Agaricomycetes, Gloeophyllales, Gloeophyllaceae.
AUGGUGCUCUCCAAACUAGCUCUUUACGCCUGCAUCGCCGGCAUAUCCUCUCACCCGAUUAUACGACGCGCCGAGCCGACCGUACCUGCAUUCGUCAUAACCCUCGUCUUGUCGGGGGUGAUGAUCAUCCUAGCCUCCUGGGCCGUUGUCGGUACAGAGGUCAAGACCGCCGUGUACCAUACAAUUGAGGCAUUCCUAUCGUUUCUCCUCUCUCUGGCUGGAACAGUCGUGCUAUAUCGGCUGAGUCCAUGGCACCCGCUCGCAAAGUACCCCGGCCCGACUUCAGCUAAGAUUACAAAAUGGUGGAUGGCAAUCUGGAUUGCCAAAGGAAAUCGCCACCUAAAAUUGCAGGAACUGCAUGGUACAUACGGACCUUGGGUCCGGAUAGGUCCCAAUGAGAUUUCUGUUAACGUCCCGGAUGCAAUUAAACCGAUUUACAGUCAAAUGUUUAGAGCUCCGUUUUACCAAGGAGCACCUCAGGACGCAGAUGCUCUGAUUACAACUACUGACCGUGAUGAACAUGCACGAAGACUUGUCGCAUGGAACAAGGCGUUUAGCAAUGAAAUGGUGCAGAUAUACCGAGGCUUUGCCCAGACUCGUCUUGAUCAACUGGUCGAUAUCCUCAAACAGAAAGCAGUGAAUGGCAAGAAUAUAUCGCUCUCGCACUGGAUCUCACUGUGGGCGAUGGAUGUAAUGGGUGAUAUGGCCUUCUCCGGUGGUUUCGAGACGAUGGCUGCCGGCCGCGACAGUGAAGGAUGGAUGGAAGUGCUAUCAAUGGGUGUACUCUUUGUAGGAAUCCUCGGACAGGUGCCGUGGAUGAAGGACGUCAUUGCCCUUCUUCCCCAACCAGGGCCAAUAAUAACAUUCCAAAAGGCAUGUUUUUCGGGAGAGAAAGUCAAAGAAACAAAAGCCAAGUCGGCAGGCAUGAAGAAGGACAUUCUAGGGAUUAUACAAGACGAGGAGUCCGGUGGAUAUCAUCUUAGCGCAAAGGAAGCUUCGGCAGAUGCGUCCUUCAUUGUUGUUGCAGGCUCUGAUACCAUCGCGCAGGCCUUAAUGGCGCUGCUUCGGUACAUAAUUGGGAAUGGGGAUGCCAUGAAUCAACUCCGUGCAGAAAUCAGUGAAGCAACGGACGGAGGAACUGUAGAUGUAGACGCCGCAACCCUCACAAGACUCCCCUACCUCGAUGCGUGCGUGCAAGAGGCAUUGCGACUCGUUCCUCCUGUGCCAGCAGGUCCCCCUCGCUACAGCGGAGAUCAUGGGUGCGAAGUCCUGGGCAGGUUUAUCCCUCCACACACAACUGUCGCGUGCCCGAUAUUUACACUGCACCGGGACCGCAACAAUUUCGCUCGACCCGAUGAAUUCAUUCCGGAGCGAUGGCUCCAGUCUUCCAACAUCCAGCCGCAUAGCAGGGACGCGUAUGUCCCAUUUAGCUAUGGCUCUGGUGUUUGUAUUGGAAAGCAGGUGGCUUUGCAGAAUAUGAAGCUUUUUACUGCCGGCUUACUAAACUCUUUUGACCUUUCCUUCGGGGAGGGAUUUGAUGUUGCCAAGUAUGACGCCUCUUACAAAGAACAUAAUCUGUGGCUUCACGAUUCGCUUGAAGUUCGCCUAGUGGGUCGUGUGAAUGGGGGUGGAUCCAUCUAG